Molecule: messenger RNA, 3688 nt
Organism: Jatropha curcas
Lineage: Eukaryota; Viridiplantae; Streptophyta; Magnoliopsida; Malpighiales; Euphorbiaceae
Gene: CHB3
Product: DNA-binding family protein
Molecular function (GO): zinc ion binding; protein binding
Source: RefSeq, a predicted model, not a curated record
AAAACUCUUUUCACUUAACUUGGAAGCAAUAAAUCCGCAAAAAUGGUGUAUGUUGUCUACAGUCUUUGAGCACAAACCCUCGACGAAUUCACUCAAUGGAGGAGAAACCAGCGGGGAGCUCGGCCACGGCGGGUGCCGACUCACCGGCAUCAGCCGAGCCAGCGUCGUCACGGAGGCGGGCGGGAGGGCUGAAGAGGAAAGCCAACGCGACGUCUGUAAACAGCUCUUCGUCUACACCGUCGAAACGGCUCACUCGCGAGAAGGCCGCGAUCUCUCACCCGCCGAUCCACAACGGUGGUCCGUUGACCAGAGCCCGCCAGGGCCCCAACAAUUUGGGUUCUUCAGCUUCUGCUGCGGCUGCAGGCGCUGGAUUUAAGCUUGAGGAUAAGGUUGCUCUGUCUGCGUCGGAGGCUGCGACGGUGGCAGCAUUGGAGGAGGAGAUAAGUAAGUUGGAGAAGUUGAAAGCAUCUAUAGAAGCGGAGUUUGAGGGUAUUAGAUCUAGAGAUUCUAAUGCUCAUGUAGUGCCUAAUCAUUGCGGUUGGUUUUCAUGGUCAAAAAUUCACCUCCUUGAGGAGCGUGCAUUACCUUCAUUCUUUAAUGGGAAGUCCCAAACCCGGACACCUGAUACCUACAUGAAGAUACGAAAUUGGAUUGUGAAAAAAUUUCAUGCAAAUCCAAAUGUACAGAUUGAAUUAAAAGAUCUUUCUGAGCUUGAAGUUGCAGACCUAGAUGCAAAGCAAGAGGUGCUUGAAUUCUUGGACUACUGGGGAUUGAUUAAUUUCCACCCAUUCCCACAAAUAGAUUCUUCUGCCAAUGCUUAUAGUGAUGAAGCAGCAAAGAAGGAUUCAUUGCUUGAGAAGUUAUUUCACUUUGAAACCAUUCAACCAUCCCCUCUUGUUCUUCAUAAGCCUAAUCUAUCAACUCCAUCUGUACCAUCUGGGUUAUUUCCUGAGUCUUCAAUUGCAGAAGAUUUGGUGCAGCCUGAGGGGCCAGCUGUUGAGUACCACUGCAAUUCCUGUUCAGCUGAUUGCUCUCGUAAACGCUACCAUUGCCAGAAGCAGGCAGAUUAUGAUUUGUGUGCUGAUUGCUUUAGUAACCGGAAAUUUGGCUCAGACAUGUCUUCAUCAGAUUUUAUUCUCAUGGAGCCUGCUGAUCCUGGCUUAAGCGGUGGAAAGUGGACAGAUCAGGAGACCCUACUUCUCCUUGAGGCAUUGGAACUUUAUAAAGAAAACUGGAAUGAGAUUGCAGAGCAUGUUGCCACAAAAACUAAAGCUCAAUGUAUAUUGCACUUUGUUCAAAUGCCAACUGAGGAUGCUUUUUUUGACUGUGAUGAUGAUGUAGAUGGGAGUUCCAAAGAAACUACAGAUCAGCCUACAAUUGUUGAUGAUGCAUCUGUUCCUAAAGAUGGGAUUGAAAUUAGUGAGGAAAAAACUGGUGCUAAGGAGGACUUUCCUCUGGCUUUGCCAAUGGAAGCUUCCAAACAAGAAGAUGCAAGUGAACUAAAAGUUGUCCAGGAAACUGCAAAGCUGGGCAAUGCCAAUGAAGCUAUAGUUGGUGAGGAGACUACCAAAUCAAAAGAUACUAGUGAAGUGAAGGCUGCCCAGCAUUUGGGUGAAAAUUUGGCAGUCAAAGCUCUCACUGAAGCAUUUCAAGCUAUUGGUUAUCUUCAUACUCCUGAAAUCCAACUAUCAUUUGCUGAAGUUGGAAAUCCUGUAAUGGCUUUGGCAGCAUUUUUGGCAAGACUGGUGGGAAGUGAUGUUUCUACUGCUUCAUCUGGCUGCUCUUUGAAAUCAUUAAGUAGUGAUUCUCCAGGCAUGCAGCUGGCAGCAAGGCAUUGCUUUCUUUUGGAAGAUCCACCAGAUAACCAGCAGGAACCAGCUGAACCGGAUUGCAGUGCCACUGAAACGGCUAAUCAAGAUGCUCAAAACUUCAACCAGGAGGGCCAAGCCCAGAAGGGAAAUAAUGCUGAUGGCGGAGAGUUGUCAAUUGAUAACAGUAACAGGAAAAUUGAAGAUUCUGCUGCAGAAGAAAAGCAACCUCUGAAUUCUCCAAGUGACAAAUCCACUGAGAAUGUAAACACUGCAAACGAAGCAGGCACUGCAGUUUCUCAUGAGGUUGAACAUGGUAAGUUGAAGGAAUCUAGCGACUCGGUGUUGCAAAAGGAGCCCCAAAUAAAUGUUUUAAAAGAAUCAAAUGAGAUGCCAUCCAAUUCCGAGUGUCCACCAAGUUCUACGAAGGAAACAGAAGGAACUUCGACGACUGUGCCUUCUCAGCCUAAAGAGGUUAAUAAAGAUGUAGAAAUGGUGUCUAAUUCAACACCUGCUGAAAAUGAUGAGCCUUGUCCAUCAGUUGCAUCAGUGCCAGUUGAAGAGGAAUCUCAAACUGCAGAAACGUCAAAGGACGUAGAUAUGAUCUCAGACUCUCUGCCUGCAGAGAAGAAUGAACAACAGCAACCAGUAAAAUCAAAUUCAGUACGAGACUCUACCCCGUCUAUAGAGGCACCAAAGGAUGUAGACAUGUUAUCUUCAAUGACAUCAGAAUUAAAAGAGCCUCCGCAGCCAGUUGCACCAAAUUCAGUGGUUGAAAAUGGAGCGACUAAAGCUGAGGACCAAAAAGGCAGUAAAAGAGAGAGUGCUGAUUUUAAGCAGAAUGAUGAUAAUAGCAUUGAUAAAGUAAAGCGUGCUGCAGUUUCUGCUCUUUCGGCAGCAGCAGUGAAGGCAAAGCUUCUCGCAAACCAGGAAGAAGACCAAAUACGACAACUUGCUGCAUCAUUGAUAGAAAAGCAGUUGCGUAAGCUGGAAACAAAACUGGCUUUCUUUAAUGAAAUGGACCAUGUAAUAAUGAGAGUUAGGGAGCAACUUGACAGGUCAAAGCAAAAGCUGUAUCAUGAGCGAGCACAGAUAAUUGCAGCGCGGCUUGGGCUACCAGCAUCCUCAUCUAGAGGAAUGCCGCCACAAUUACCCACCAACAGAAUUGCAAUGAAUUUUGCAAAUUCAAUUCCAAGACCCCCUAUGAGCAUGACUUCCCAAAGGCCACCAAUUGCAAGACCCAUGGGGACAUUAGCUCCCACCCCUUCUAAUACAUUUGUAUCAACUACAGCUGGAAGUUCAAUUCGGCCUUCUGGCCAGGACAAACUGUCUUCAGUUGGGAUGAAGUAGUCUUUACCCAGGAGGCGUGUGAAUAGAUUUCUGUUGAUUUUUAUACUCCAGUCAGUUACAAGCAUUUUAACAAAGAGAAUUUAAUGGUUCACAAGCCGCAGCUUUUACUCUAGCAGUGGUUCCAUUAAUCUGAAGAAGUUUACACUUAGAGCGCGUUUAGCCGGUACCUCAGCCUUAAAUUUAUCCUAUGAGGAGUUGGCUGGCAAUUUUACCAAUGGAGUUGUAUUGGUCUAACUGGAGGAUUAUAUUCAUUGAAGUGGGAAUUUUAUGGGGAUGAAAACCUAACAAAUGAAGGCUUGGAAUUUUAUAAGGUUAGUUAUUCAUAUGUAGACUUGCUAAACUAGUGUUGUGUAGUCUGCCAUGGUUGUGUAAUAUUUUGUUACUAUUCCAAGAUAGUGGGUCGCCAAUUGUAAGAAAAGGCAUAUUUGAAUUAGAUGGACGGACUAACAUAGAUGCUUUCUUUUUUCUCGUUUUUUCAAGCUUAUUUAAUUCAAUCUGAAUGCAGAGCAGUUGAAGUCCAACUUGGCACA